AGGCAAAAGAUUUGCCUCAUAUAUUAAUUAAAGAGAGAAUAGAGUUUUACAGAUAGCCCUCAACUAAAUCGGUAUUUGACUUUGAUAAAAAUCCCAUAUUGUAGAUCGUCGCCUGUAAUUUCAACAUGCUAUUCUGAAACGAAGACAUGCUUCCGUCGCACCACACGCCAGCUUUGAUCUUUUCUUAUCCGCUUGUCUACCACCGCUUUGUCUCCCUCCCAUUUCAUGUCUCCAUCUAUCUUCUCUGGUGCUACGCAGAACGCUCACCUCGGUUGGGCGAGGAUCGGGUGCUUGACUCGUUCAACGGUGGAAAGGAUGGAUGUGAUUUCUUCUCGCCUAGCUCUGCUUGAGGUCGCCAUGGCCAGAUGUGAUGAUUGGGCACCAAGAUUCAGUCAAUUACGCGGAGAACGGAGGUUAUGACUGCACAUCCGACUCGUUCGAGGGUGUCAUGCCUAGAAGCGAGGUCUAGGCGCUCAACUUAGUUGAAGACGAGGAUGAUGAAGGUGAUGACUACAUGGCCACACUAACGGUGGCAUGGCCAGAGGCGAGGUCUAGGUGCCACCAAAUGAGUCGGGCGCCCAGCCCUCGCCCUCGGCCAUGACACACUCAAUCAAGUAGGGCGAUCCAUCUUCCCAUGGCGCCAAAGAAGCUCAAUUGUGAAAGGUGAGAUGAGAGACGAAGCGGUGAUUGUGAAAGAUGAGACGAGAGAUGAAGCGGUGGAGAAGAAAAUUGAAACUACUGGAUCGGGCGCUUAAUUUGGUACUAUCAUUAACCACACAAAAUGGGCGUGCAACGGAAGUGGAGUCGUUUUGGAAAAGCAAGGUGAAAUACGGGGCGACGGUCUACUAUAAGGGAUUUCUUUUCCAAAACUAGAUACACUUUAGAAUUUGGGGAGGGGGUGCUAUACUAUUGCUAUAAUCCACCAUCUAGAUGAAUGAAUAAAAACCCUUUCCUAAUUAUCUGUUGGAAUUUGAUGAAAUCUUGAUUAUCAACCAAAUGGUCCAAAACUAUUCCAUGAACAUCUCAAGCAAUUAACUAAGAAAUGGGUAUUUUUGGCCAAAACUCUACACAAUGUUAGGCUUAUCUUUCGACUUUCUGACUGAUUAAGGUAGUAGUAGUGGAGUACAGAGUAUUCCUAGAUAGUUUAAAGCCGAGUACAGAGUAUUCCUAGAUAGUUUAAAGCCGAACAGGAGCGAAAACAAGUUUCAUGAAUAUCAAUUCGAUUAAAUGUUAUCUAUGAGUGAAUAGCAUAAAACUACCACUUUUCGCGUUAUGGUUCCAAAAAACUACCGAAAAUUUGUUUGUGCCUGAUAACUACCACUUUUGGCGUUGGCUAUUUCAAAAAACCCAAAACGCACGUUGCUAAGAAAUUAAACCGGUUUAUAACAGGUUGGGCCCGCACCUAAACGAACCGUCAGUUCAACCGUCUAUUUGACCGUUAGCUGACAUGUGAGGCCCAUGUGUCUCUUCCUCAUUUCCUUCACUCCUCUCUGCUCCCUUCUCCUUCUUCGACGUUUCCUCUCUCAACUCCCCACCGGUGAAAGACCCAAAGUUGACCGGAGACAGCGGCGCGGCCAUGGGCGCCGGCCACACUGCUGGCCCACGCGCACGACCGCAUCCACCCUCACAACGGCGUUCUUGCGGACGGCGGCGUCCAGCAGGGCGACGGAGCAAUGGCCGCCUCUCCUUCCACCAGCGCCAGCCGCCCCUUCUUCCACCUCGCUGGCGUCGGCGGGCCGCUUCUCCGCCUCCACUACCGCCUCCUCUCCCCAAAUCCUCUUCUCCUCCCCGUAGUCUGUAGCCCGACGCGCUGUCCUCUACGGCCUAGAGCCCUAGAGCCAUGGCGCCACUGGCCAGAGGCGCUGCUCCGCAUUGCCGGCCAACCCCCGCAGCCACCGCUCGUGCAGGGUCCAGGCAGAGGUGGGUCGCGGCUGCGGGUGGCACUGGCGGCUAACUCUGGCAGGAGGCCUCCCUGGGUGCGGUCCUCCAUGGCGGCGUCCAGCAAGGGGAGGGAGCCAUGGCUGCUGGCCACGAGCUCCUGACGUACUCGACGAAGACCGCGCGACGGAAGGGAGCUCCACGGAAGGGCUACUGGCCGCGAGCUCCACGGAAGGGCUACUGGCAGGAGGCCUCCCUGGGUGCGGUCCUCCAUGACGGUUUGUUUAGGUGCGGGCCCAACCCGUCAUAAACCGGUUUAAUUUCUUAGCAAUGUGUGUUUUGGGUUUUUUAAAACAGCCGACACUGAAAGUGGUAGUUAUCAGGCACAAACAAAUUUUUGGUAGUUUUUUGAAACCAUAACGCGAAAAGUGGUAAUUUUAUGCUAUUCACUCGUUAUCUAUAGGCAAUGGAUAGUUAAAAAAUGGAAUGGAUGGGUGAUGAAAGUCUUACAGUUCCAAGAAGUAUAAAUAUCAUCUCUGGAAAACAGAACAUGCAGACUAGCCGAAAAGUUUUGAUUAGCCAUACUCAGUGCACGAACCCCCAGGCACGUUUCGCCAUUACCAAAACUAAUUAUUAAUUACCACGCAACCCAAUCACAGUAUUUACUCCCUUUUCUGUAACUCCCGAUCCAUUAGCUACUCUUGGAAUUAAUUCCUUGCAUGAUUUCCGAUAUUAUUAGCCGUUUCCAUCUACCUAGUGAUACAAGCAUUUAAGAGCUGGGUUUGCCUUUCAUCCGCUCCAUAUAUACUCCCUCCGUCUCCCAUACGAGUAUUUGGCAGCCCAUGUUCCAGAUCUCUCUAGAAAGAAUGGAUUCCAAUGGAGAGCAUAGCUUCUGGCCUUAUGGGCCAAGUGUUUGGCAUGAUAGUUACCUGCUUGAAGACGAGGCGCUCCUCUGCAGUCUACCCUUCCUGAGCUUCGGCUGCCAACCACUGUGCUCUAACAGCCCCGCUGUCGCGCAGAGCAGCAGCCUGCAAGCUCCCUGUCUUGUUCCUUGCGACACAGGCGAGCUGGAUACAAGCUUUGAUGAUGAUCUGCUGAGGUGCUGGGAGGCUAUAGAGCAAUCUGAUGACAGCACAGAAGACAGUGGGAAGGGGUUGCCACUACUGUGUUAUGGCGAGGAGAGCGGAGCAGCUUCGAACGCCAUGAGAGCAGACCGCGUUAGAUCAGAGAGGGUGCUGACAUUCGAGCUCGUGUCACAGUACUUCUACAUGCCGAUCACGCAGGCGGCUCGAGAGCUGAACGUCGGGCUCACCGUUCUGAAGAAGAAAUGCAGAGAGCUUGGGAUUCCCAGGUGGCCGCAUCGCAAGCUGAAGAACUUGCAGACCCUCAUCAACGACGUCGAGGUCCUGCAGGAGGCAGGCAAGGCGAACGACGGCGAGCAGCUGAGGGCGAUGGUGGAGAUGCUGGAGCAGGAGAGGCGGCUCCUGGAGCAGAGGCCGUACGUUGAGCUCGAGGAGAAGACGAAGAGGCUUCGGCAGGCCUGCUUCAAGGCCAGCUACAAAAAGAGACGUCUCUUGGUUCUUGAACCUGGGGAGGCAUCCAAGUACUAUUGAUGCAGAGCCCAAGUGUUUCUUCCAUGUUUUAUUAGAGUCUGGUGCAUUUCAGUUUCUACUAUGCAUCCCUGUGCUCUGGGUGAAGAACACAAAUUAUGAUAGCAGAAGAAUUGGGCUAAACACCUGCUUGUAUGGCAAAAAUUACUACUAGUAGUACUAUCAGGCA
Molecule: messenger RNA, 3657 nt
Organism: Aegilops tauschii subsp. strangulata
Lineage: Eukaryota; Viridiplantae; Streptophyta; Magnoliopsida; Poales; Poaceae
Product: protein RKD1
Molecular function (GO): DNA-binding transcription factor activity
Source: RefSeq, a predicted model, not a curated record